Branchiostoma floridae (Florida lancelet) is the source of this 2362-nucleotide messenger RNA. Its product is annotated as protein Mpv17-like. The transcript is spliced from 5 exons. Lineage: Eukaryota; Metazoa; Chordata; Leptocardii; Amphioxiformes; Branchiostomatidae. Bases 216 to 536 code for a protein of 106 amino acids. The record is from RefSeq and is a predicted model, not a curated record. Gene Ontology annotation, cellular component: cytoplasm; membrane.
CCACAGACAACACAGAGCCACGUAUUAUCACCAGUAACUCGUCCAGUAUCUGUCGCUUGGUCUUGUAAAGCCCAUUGACACUUGGGGUUGCUGUCGGACGUCGGUACGGUUGGUUUGGGACAGGAAAGAAUCGCAGAGGAUACACUUGAGACUACAUUAGCCCAGAGGCCCGGUGGGCGUCACUCCACCGUCAACGAUUUUUUGCACAGGCCCUGAUGGCCCCAUUUUUCCUGGGUGCGUUCUAUCCUGUAGUAGGACUGAGCAGAUGGGACUCAUGGGAGGAUAUCAAGCAACUAGUGAAGAAGGAGUACCUGUCAACAUUGGUGAACAAUUACAAACUCUGGCCUGCUGUCCAGUUAGCCAACUUUUAUUUUGUUCCUCUCAACCUAAGAUUGUUGGUAAUGAACUGCUCUAGGGUGGAACACAUACUUAUCCUGGAGAGCAAACAGUCAAACAGACGACUCAUCCACCUCCUAGUGUCAUCACUCACAAGGAAACUAAAAAAGGGUUGUGAAGAUGGGACCACAGACAUGUGAAGAAAAUUCAGUUGAGACUGUUGACAAGUUUUAUACAGAAAUUAAGGAGAUGGUGUUAUUUGUAAGAACUAAUGACCUUGAAAGGAUUGCAAUACAAAUGUAAUAUUAAGGUAAUAUUAUCAUGUUAAGGUAUUUCGGUUGGCUAAAUUGGCAUUUUGACCUUCCACUGUUUUCUUAUUAAUGAAUUAAGAAAGAAUGGAGCCGUAACUAAUGUUGAUUGAUGAGCAUGAAAGAAUUCUAAAUCUGAUUUUUUUGGGGGGGGGGAAUUGAUGACGUCAUCAUUUUAUUGCCACAUAACAGUACUGCUUGACAUGGACUUGUAAAGUCUCUGAAGUUUUUGUUCUCAUUCAUCAUGAAAUGUCUUGCCAGAAUACAAUAUGCUUUGUUGCUCCACAUAAACGAAGAGAACACUACUGAUUGUUUGCAUGUGUUUUUCUUUGCACUAUUAAAUGACUGACAACACUUUACUUACAAUAUAUAUCAGCAAUGGCCCUAAACCAGUGGAACUACACGAAACAAGUUUGCAAAACAGACCAAAAAUGCCUCCUGUAAAUUAGUGGCCUCUUCCAUUGGCCCAAUGACCUGAAGAGUCUGAUUAGAAACUAGAUAUACCAACUCUGAACUCUGCUUCGUCACUUUGGCAAGACUGUCCAUUGCAGAUCUUCCUGUCCCUUUGCAUUCACAUAUCUCUAACACACAGUGUGACACACAACCACAAACAUACCAACACACUUGAGAAAGAACUUCCAUACAAAAACCUCAGAAACUGUUUCUACAUAGCCUGAUCUUUUCAACUUAAGCUAAUGUUCCACAUGCUUCAGGAUUAGUUUUUAGAAUUUUCGGAAUACAUAUGAUAAACUAGAUAAGGAAACAUAUCUUUUGCAGAAUAUAAAUGAUCCUCACUAAUUUGUUGGCAAUCUUGAAUUUGCACCCUUGAAUUUGUAAGGAUCAUAAAAUUGUUUUCUAUGAAUUCCAGCACACUCCAAUGAAUUCCGUAAAAUUUGUGUCUUUUAGUAGCAGAUCAUAUGAAUUAAGUAAACUGUAUUCUUUAAAACAGGCAUGAAUAUGCAACCUCUGCUUAGUGUAUCUAGCUACUAAUUAAGGCCACACCACUUUCAUUUCCUGGUUCACAGAUGCAGUGCAAGACAACUUACUUUCACAGCAAGAGCUGAUCUAUUUAAAGAAAGGAGAACAGAGUAAUGUCACCGAUUCUUUUAUUCUGCCAGCACCUUACAGAAAUGUUUCAAAACCAAGGUAAAACAGAACACAUUCAUUUUUACAGGAAAAGUAAAAACAAAACGGUGUACUGUAAAAUCACUUAGUAAAUAAACAAAUAAACAAGUUAGACACCAUCUGGUUGACUUCGUUUUUCGUAUUUCACAAUGGCGUCAAAACGUACGCCCUUUUUUGGCAUAGGUGUAAACAACUUUGAAAUCAUGGGGACCUUUUUGUUGGUGUUGUCGUUACGGUCCCACUUUUCCUUCGGAAGUGUUUCCAAUGAAGCUUACGACUAUGGAGUAACCAGACGAGGGCCGAAACGAAGGUUGCGAAGUUGAGAGAGGGUCCGCAUGGGGCGGUCUUGGUAACGCUUAACGGUGAAUUCAGGGGGCGCAGUAACGCUUAACGGUAAAUCCAAGAGGCCCUGUAACGCUUAACGGUGAAUUCUGGAAAACAAAUAACGCUUAACGCUGAAUUAAAACGACAAAUAACGCUUCACGAAUGAUAUACCAAAAACGCUUAACGUUGAAUAAGAACGGGUCGGUAACGAUUAACGGUGAAUUAAAAUGGCUCGUAACGCUUAACGAAAAAAAGGCAUGCAGACCCUC